AUGGAAGAGGCGAGUGAGGAAAAGAGUGAGGAGGAGAGUGAGGAGGAAAGUGAGGAGGAGAGUGAGGAGGAGGAGGAGGAGGAGGAGGAGGAGGAGGAGGAGGAGGAGGAGGAGGAGGAGGAGGAGGAGGAGGAGGAGGAGGAGGAGGAAGAAGAGAGUGAAGAGAAGGAAGAGGAGGAGAAGAAAGUUGUUAAGGAGGUAGCAGCGAAGGAGAGCAGUGAGGAGGAGGAGAGUAGCGAUGAGGAGGAAGAGGAGGACGAGGAGAGUGAGGAGGAGGAAGAGGAAGAGAAGAAAUUAGUGAAAAAGGAGGAGAGCAGUGAGGAGGAGGAGAGUAGUGAGGAGGAGAAGGAGAGUGAGGAGGAGAAGGAGAGUGAGGAGGAGGAAGAGAGUGAGGAGGAGGAAGAGGAAGAGAAGAAAGUUGUAAAGGAGGUAGCAGCGAAGGAGAGCAGUGAGGAGGAGGAGAGUAGCGAUGAGGAGGAAGAGGAGGAGGAGGAGGAGGAGGAGGAGGAGGAGGAGGAGGAGAGUGAGGAGGAGGAAGAGGAAGAGAAGAAAGUAGUGAAAAAGGAGGAGAGCAGUGAGGAGGAGGAGAGUGAGAAGGAGGAAGAGAGUGAGGAGGAGGAAGAGGAAGAGAAGAAAGUAGUGAAAAAGGAGGAGAGCAGUGAGGAGGAGGAGGAGGAGGAGGAGAGUAGUGAGGAGGAGGAGAGUGAGAAGGAGGAAGAGAGUGAGGAGGAGGAAGAGGAAGAGAAGAAAGUAGUGAAAAAGGAGGAGUGCAGUGAGGAGGAGGAGGAGGAGAGUAGUGAGGAGGAGGAGAGUGAGAAGGAGGAAGAGAGUGAGGAGGAAGAGGAAGAGAAGAAAGUAGUGAAAAAGGAGGAGAGCAGUGAGGAGGAGGAGGAGAGUAGUGAGGAGGAGGAGAGUGAGAAGGAGGAAGAGGAAGAGAAGAAAGUUAUAAAAGAGGUAGCAGCGAAGGAGAGCAGUGAGGAGGAGGAGAGUAGCGAUGAGGAGGAAGAGGAGGAGGAGGAGGAGGAGGAGGAGGAGGAGGAGGAGGAGGAGGAGGAGGAGGAGGAGGAGGAGGAGGAGGAGGAGGAGGAGGAGAGUGAGGAGGAGGAAGAGGAAGAGAAGAAAGUAGUGAAAAAGGAGGAGAGCAGUGAGGAGGAGGAGAGUAGUGAGGAGGAGGAGAGUGAGAAGGAGGAAGAGAGUGAGGAGGAGGAAGAGGAAGAGAAGAAAGUAGUGAAAAAGGAGGAGAGCAGUGAGGAGGAGGAGGAGGAGGAGGAGGAGAGUAGUGAGGAGGAGGAGAGUGAGAAGGAGGAAGAGAGUGAGGAGGAGGAAGAGGAAGAGAAGAAAGUAGUGAAAAAGGAGGAGUGCAGUGAGGAGGAGGAGGAGGAGAGUAGUGAGGAGGAGGAGAGUGAGAAGGAGGAAGAGAUUGAGGAGGAAGAGGAAGAGAAGAAAGUAGUGAAAAAGGAGGAGAGCAGUGAGGAGGAGGAGGAGAGUAGUGAGGAGGAGGAGAGUGAGAAGGAGGAAGAGGAAGAGAAGAAAUUAGUGAAAAAGGAGGAGAGCAGUGAGGAGGAGGAGAGUAGUGAUAAGGAGGAGGUGGAGGAUGAGGAGGAGAGUGAGGAGGAAGAGAGUGAGGAGGAGGAAGAAGAGAAGAAAGUAGUCAAAAAAGAGGAGAGCAGUGAGGAGGAGGAGAGCAGUGAUGAGGAGGAAGAGGAGGAGGAGGAUGAGAGCGAGGAGGAGGAAGAGGAAGAGGAAGAGGAAGAGACGAAACUCACGGGCAGCAAGAGAGCCUUUGACGCCAUCUCACCGGGAUCAGGCAGCAAGCCGGGCAGCGCUGCAAGAGCGUUCCAGAGAGUGAAGGUGGAGGAGGUGCAAUUCAAAGAUCCCCGACUCAUGGAUAACUCGUACUGGGCCAAGAGCGGGGCGGGCAAUGGAUGGGGCGCCAAGGCACAGGAGGUGCUGGGCCAAGUCAGGGGCAGGGGUUUCCGCCAUGAGAAGACGAAGAAGAAGAGGGGCAGCUACAGGGGUGGUAUUAUCGACCAGGAAAGCCAUUCCAUCAAGUUUGCUGAUUCCGACGACGAGUAA
This is a messenger RNA of Closterium sp. Naga37s-1, 2076 nucleotides long. The record is from the annotation of a GenBank genome assembly. Lineage: Eukaryota; Viridiplantae; Streptophyta; Zygnematophyceae; Desmidiales; Closteriaceae.